CAAACUUCCUCCCUGUCUCUCUCUCUCCAAAGAUAUUAGCAAAAAUUGAGAUUCAUUUCUUGAAGUUUGCUAUGGUUUUCUCUUUCCAUUCAUAGCUCAAACACUACACUUCUGUUUUUUUUCUUUCUUCUCUUUUCUUUGUUGCUCAAAGGACCUCCAAAGAGAAAAGAAAAAGAAGGAAGAAACCUUUCCCAACUUUUCCUUCUCACUCCUCUGAAAUUCAGAGCCUCUCUCACUCCUCUACCCAAUUGGGUUUUCCCCAUUCUUUUCAGUUUCUCUCUCUUUCCAAAUUGGGAUGUGUUAGAAUUGAAGAAGAAGAAGAACAAGAAGUUGCAGAUACAAGUGAGCUUUCUCCUCUUUUUAAAUCCUACCCAAGAUUCCAACUUCCAUUUUCUGAAAACGUUUUCUGGUUCUCUGUCUAUGAUCUUUGAAGCCUCAAUGGGUUCAGAUCCCAUUAGGGUUAUUGGGGUUUUUGGAUUAGGUGCAAGUUAAGCUAAUUUAAGUUUCUUGAUUUGGAAAGAUAUUUGUUUGGAUUUCGAAAAGUUGGGUUCUUUCUAGAUUCCUCAGAAAAAAAAGUAUUCUGAUUCCUUUCAAAAUGCCCCUUGAUUUAACACUCAUUUCAUCCCUCUGAAACCUCCACCCUCCCUUCCAUCUCUCUCUGCAUUCCCUCUUAAGGUUCUCCUUCUCUUGCUCUGUUUCUUCAAAUCCUUCGAGUUUUUCGGUAUGCUAGCGUGAAUUGGAGCUCUUUAAUUCGAUAGUAUGAAGUUUGAGAUGGAGAUUCUGUCCCCUUCGUCCUAUUUUGCGACUUCGAAUAGGCUUAUGGAAGAGAGCAAGAGCGCGAGAUGGACUCCGGCGGAGAACAAAAUGUUCGAAAACGCCCUGGCGGUGUACGACAAGGACGCGCCGGACCGAUGGCACAAGGUGGCGGAGUUGAUACCAGGGAAGACGGUGAGGGACGUGAUGAAGCAGUACGAGGAAUUGGAACUUGAUGUUGGCAAGAUAGAAGCAGGGCUUAUUCCGAUUCCGGGAUACGGCCCCUCUCCAUUCACAUUGGAGUGGGUGAACAGACACGGCGGCUAUGAUGGGUUCAAACAGCAGUCUUAUGGGAUUGGCGGCAAGAGAUCUUCGUCAAAUCGCCCUUCGGAUCACGAAAGAAAGAAAGGGGUUCCGUGGACAGAAGAAGAACACAAGCUGUUCCUAAUGGGACUGAAGAAGUAUGGCAAGGGGGACUGGAGGAACAUCUCGAGGAAUUUUGUGGUGACACGAACACCGACUCAGGUGGCUAGUCAUGCACAGAAGUACUUCAUCAGGCAGCUUUCCGGGGGGAAGGAUAAGCGAAGAGCCAGCAUCCAUGACAUAACUGUCAAUCUCAACGACAUGAGAACUCCGUCUCCAGACAACAAAAGUCCUCUCUCUCCAGAGCUGCCUCAGCAUCCGAAUUCUGCUGCCACCGCUAGGGCUCCGUUUCAGUGGCAUCAGCCGCAAGGCGGUGGAGUAAACUUGGGUUUUAAUCAAGGGCAUGGAAAUAUGUUCAUGUCCUCCCAUCCUUAUGGGAUUAGUUCAUACGGACAAAAAAUGCAGGGGCAGGAUCUGCACAAAGGUGCUGCUAAUAACUUGUACUAUGGACCGCAAAAUUUGGGUUUUCAGAUGCAAUCCUCGCAGCACUACCCGCACGGAUGAUCUAUCAGUGGCAGCUCUCCUGUCCUCAAUCCUCUGCAGCUUCAUAUGCCAAUAUGGUCUUUUAGUUCAUUAGUGUAGCUUGAUCCAAGCUUCCUUUUUUUUUUUCAUGGUUUAAUGUAAAUAUGUUGUUCACAACUUUGAGUUAGCCAAGCAGUAUUUGAGGGGAACAGGAUCCAAGUUUUUCUUGGAAUUUCAAAUUAUGAAAUAUGAAACUGAGUUGAAGCAUCUCAAA
Molecule: messenger RNA, 1912 nt
Organism: Pyrus x bretschneideri (Chinese white pear)
Lineage: Eukaryota; Viridiplantae; Streptophyta; Magnoliopsida; Rosales; Rosaceae
Product: transcription factor DIVARICATA
Exons: 2
Coding region: 760-1680 (306 amino acids)
Molecular function (GO): DNA binding
Source: RefSeq, a predicted model, not a curated record